This is a messenger RNA of Paralichthys olivaceus (Japanese flounder), 6298 nucleotides long. RefSeq names its product zinc finger protein 532 (gene znf532). The record is from RefSeq and is a predicted model, not a curated record. Lineage: Eukaryota; Metazoa; Chordata; Actinopteri; Pleuronectiformes; Paralichthyidae.
GCUGCAGCACAGGGCUUUUAUGUUGGGUGACCGGAACCAGCUGAAACCGGUUUGAGGCAGACAGAGGGCUGACAGGAACAAUGCUGUCUCUGUGCUCCUCUGAGGGAAAGGAUAGCCCAGGCUACUCCAUGGCAGCCCAUCACAUCUCAGCUACUGGCCACCAUGGCACAGACUCAGACCCUGCUACUGCGGCUCACCGCUGGCUGGAUGUCGCCUUGCUACGCAGCACGUCGAGGGGAGCAGGAAAGAUUUUGGGGAAGAGAAGAGGGCAGGGGGACGGGGGCCGGCCAGGAGUCUGUGAAUCUGCAGCCUGGCGUCUGCCUCAUACACACAUGCACACACACAGGAGCAUGAUCUUUCUGUCUGUUUGUAUGUCUUUGUGCUGCUGAUGGUGCAGAGAGUGACUAAGGAGGAUCCUCACCACAGGACCACCACCACUCACCAAAAUCCAUGGAUGUAACCUGACCCUGUGUUCUGGGCCUUUUCGUGGUUGGGGAAGAGACAGGACUGUUUUUUCCAGGCAGGGUGGGGUGGAUGGCUUUUGUGGGUUAGCAGUGUUGUGACUGUGUUUGUUGCAGGAUGGAAGGAAGAAGGAAGGGAAGGUUUGGCUAGUGACUGGAAAGGGACGGAGGAAAGAGGACCAGGAUCAGGACCAUGGGAGAUAUGAAGACGCCGGACUUUGACGAUCUGCUGGCGGCUUUCGACAUCCCCGACAUGGUGGAUCCAAAAGCUGCUAUUGAAUCUGGCCAUUGUGACGAGCGUGACGGACAGCUCAAGCAACCCACUGGGGUGACUACCAAUGAAGACGAGGCCCACAACACCUCAACAGGACAUGACGUUGGCGUUAGUGUCAUUGUCAAGAACAUGAGAAACACAGACAAAAGGGAACACGGUGAAACCGUAUCAGAAAGGGAUUUCCACUCACAUUCUCAACCCCAUUCUGUUGGCACUUUCAACAGACUUCAUAAUAGCUUCUUAACAGGUUUUCCUCAAUACACCAAGAAUGGAUGGAAAGCUCCCAGAGAGGAAGGACAGCCAAUUAACAACCAAUCAUCCACCUACAAUCAGUUCAGCCCCAUCUCCAGUGCUGAAGAGUUUGAUGAAGACGAUAAAAUUGAGGUAGAUGAACCCAUGGACAAUCGGGUUGGUCAGACAUUCUUCAGGUCAUCAGCUAAGAGAGAGGACCAGAAUCAAAAAUCACCAAUAUCAGACAAUGUGUCUAAGCCCAGAGCAAACAAAGACCAAAAACCUGAUCAAAACAAUAAAAAUGGUGGCAAAGUGGAAGAGUCCAAGUCUAAAAAUUCCCGUCAGUCAAGUUUACUCAAGGGGGACCUCAAGUCUUGCAGUAAGGAGUGCAAGGAGUCUGAAGAGUCAUCAGGACUUGUGUCCACCACCUCCCCGGUCAAAACUAAGUCCUCUGCAAAACUGUCUUCUUGUAUAGCAGCCAUAGCAGCCCUCAGUGCCAAAAAGGCCAAUGCAACAGACUUAGAUGUUUUGGAUUCUUCUCCAUCACAUAAAGAAACCAACAAGUCCAAUGAAAACCCUGCUGCUUCGGAGAAGCCACAGCAACAUGAGUCAGCGCUAGAGUUUGCAAAGAGACUGCUAACAAGACCACAAGACAGUCCCUCUAGUGUCACCAGUGAAGGUAGCAGCAAAGGUUCCCCAUCCUCAAGCAUAGACACAACACCCGUCAUCCCAAAGGUCAGGAUCAAAACAAUCAAGACCUCAUCCGGACAGAUCAAGCGGACUGUCACCCAUGUUCUCCCAGAGUUUGAUCCUGACGGCCUGAAAAAAGGAGACAAUAGCACAUCUGUCAUGGCAACUACCACUGCAAUUUUCUCAUCUCCCACGAGGCCGCCAACUACGGUAGUAGCCACCACUGGAGGACCUUCAAUAGAAAUAAGCAAGCAAAUGACUAUUAAACCUGUUGCAACAGCUUUCCUGCCGGUAUCUGCAGUCAAGACAGCCGGUUCACAAGUCAUCAACCUUAAGCUGGCUAACAACACCACAAUCAAAGCAACAGUCAUUCCUGCUGCAUCAGUGCAAAGUGCCAGCAGUGCCAUCUUAAAAGCUGCUAAUGUCAUCCAGCAACAGACUGUCAUGGUACCUGCCUCCAGCCUAGCCAAUGCUAAACUUGUGCCAAAGACAGUCCAUCUUGGUAACCUCAACCUCCUGUCUCAGACUGUUGCCUGUGAUCUCAAACAGGCCCUGACAUCCUCCAAGCAGAGCCAGCAACCAUCACAUGUCAAACAGCAGACAGUUCUUAUUGGCCAGGCCUCAAAGAAAGUCUCCAGGGUUCAAGUAAUCACUAGCACUCAAGGUUCUGUAGUGGACGCCUUUAAUAAAGUCCUAAGUAGCAUCAAUCCUGUCCCUGUAUAUGUUCCAAAUCUAUCCCCGCCAACCUCAGCCUGUAUCUCUCUACCCUCACGUGGCUACAAGUGCCUGGAGUGCGGAGAUUCAUUUGCUCUUGAGAAGAGCCGAACACAGCACUACGAACGUCGCAGUGUGCGGAUCGAGGUCACCUGCAACCACUGUGCCAAAAGUCUUGUGUUCUACAACAAAUGCAGCCUCUUGUCUCAUGCCAGGGGCCACAAGGACAAAGGGGUUGUCAUGCAGUGCUCACAUCUAAUUCUCAAACCCAUCCCUGCAGACCAGAUGAUACCCACAUCAUUGUCAUCAGGCUCAUCCAACAUCACUGGUACCACCACAAUAUCCCAAGCCCAAGCACCCACAGGUCAAAUUUCAGGGAAAGGCACUGUCAGUGGGUCCCAGACUGCAGUGAUUUCUGCUCCAUGCAGUGCUCCUUUUGUGGCAGCCAUGCCCUUGGAGGAUGAUGCAUCAAAGCUCUGCAGGCACAGCCUAAAGUGCAUGGAGUGUAAUGAAAUUUUCCAAGACGACAGUUCACUAGCCAUGCACUAUCAACAGGCACCAGAGUCCAGUGGACAGAAAACAUGCACUAUUUGCCAAAUGCUUCUGCCGAAUCAGUGCAGCUUUCAGUCACACCAGCGGAUCCACCAGCACAAGUCUCCUUACAUCUGUCCUGAGUGUGGCGCCAGCUGCCGAUCUGUCCACUUCCAGUCACACGUCACCAAGAACUGCUUACAUUACACCCGCAGAGUCGGCUACCGCUGUCUUCACUGCAGCGUGAUCUUUGCUGAUGUUGCAACGCUGAAGUCCCACAUCCAGAGCGCUCACUGUGAGACCUUCUACAAAUGUGCUCUCUGCCCGAUGGCCUUCAAGACUGCGCCUGCCACACAUUCCCAUGCACAUGUACAGCAUCCAGGAGUGAAGGCUGGAGAGCCCAAGUUGAUCUACAAGUGCUCCAUGUGUGACACUGUGUUCACUCAGCAGUCCCUGCUCUGCACACACUUCGACCAGCAUGUUGUCAAUCAUAAAGUGUCAGUGUUCAAAUGCCCUGACUGCUCCUUGCACUACGCACAGAAACAGCUCAUGUUGGACCAUAUCAAAGCCAUUCAUGGAACCCUGAAGACCAUCGAGGGUCCACCAAACUUGGGCAUCAACCUUCCUCUCAGCAUCAAGCCCACCAAUUCUAAUAACAGCACCAACAGCCCCAGCAAUAACAACAAUAAAGAUGGAGGAAAUGUCAAUAGUCAAGACAAGGGAGAAAAGAAACCUUCAUGUUCGCCACAAAAGAAAAGUAACAGUAAUUCCUCAGCAGUUCUCAAGAGUCCUCCCAGCUCAAGAUACACAUGUGGGGACUGCAGUACCCCCUUCAGUUCCAGGGAGGUCUUUGUGGCUCAUAUGAGGCGUGAACAUGGCAAGAUCUUGAAGAAGCACCCAUGUCGACAGUGUGACAAGUCCUUCAGCUCCUCCCACAGUCUCUGUCGACACAACCGUCUCAAACACAAGGGGUUGCGGAAGGUCUACACAUGCCCACACUGUCCAGCUCUCAGUCAGCCCUUCACUAAACGAGUGCUGCUGGAUCAGCACAUUCAGAUGAUGCAUAACGUCAAAGAACCAGAGGGGAAGACCGUCAGCUCUCAGAAUGUUGAGGAAUUACCUGAGAAGCAAACGACCCCCAGCCCAAAGAGGAAGCCAGAAGAGGAUGAGGGAUCGCCUGGUUUGAACUCCAGGGGAUCAGACUCACAGCCUCUGAAGAGGCUCAAGGUGAACAUCCCCAAAGUUCACAAGUGUGCGGUUUGUGGCUUCACCACAGAGGACAUCGCUGCUUUCCACAAACACAUUCCCCAGCACAAGUCUGAUGGCUCGUCCUACCAGUGUCAGGAGUGCGGCCUGUGCUACACCUCCCACCGAUCACUGGCCCGACACCUCUUCAUCGUUCAUCGGCUGAAGGAGCCGCAGGGCCUCGCCCGGUACAACGGCCGGGGCAAGGAUGAUGAUGAGAGUCAGAGGGAGAACCAGCUGGACGUUACGGACGAGAACAACGAUGGGAAACCGAACACCAAAUGCAAAGUGUGUGGGAAGAUGUUUGAAACGGAGGGAAACCUGAACACUCACAUGAGGACACAUGGAAUGGCCUUCAUAAAGUCUAAGAGACUGAGUGCGGCUGAGAAGUGAGAAGAACUCACUUUUUAACAUUGCAAACAACUUGCAGUACAUCGGUCGGCUGUGAUUAUGCUGUAUAUAAUAUACACAAUUAAUACCACAUCAUGUAUACAAUAUACUCACAGAAAUAUGUAAUAUAUGUUGAAGUCAGUGUCUUUAAGUAAAUGGAACAAGAUACUUUUGUACCCUCAUAGAUGUUUCUAUAGGCCUUGAAUAGACCUUUUGUAUAGAGGAGCUUUUUAUUUUAAACAGUUACCAUUGUAGUUUCUCACUAGGAUUAAAUGAUGUAUGGAUAAAUUGGUGUAAUAUGGGACUAAUCCUCAUACAGUCAGCAGUGCUCCAAAUUCUCAAUGCUGCUAAUGUCCAAUGAAUGUCUGCAAGAAUAUGUUCUACUUGGAGAUUUAGGUUUCUCAGAGCAUACGCCACAGCUAGCUGAGGUCUUCAAUUUCAACUUAACCUCAACUUUGUUUAUUUUUACGGAUAACAAUUUUUUCUCUCUGAGCCAUUCCUGGCUUCCAGUGGUCCUGGUCUCCGUCUAAAACACCCUGAAGUAAAACUAAAUCUCUACGUUAGAUUUGAGUUGCAAUUACAAGGAACAUCAAAAAAUGUUAGGACAAUCAUUCAAAGAUAAAUCCUAACUUCAGCUGCAUCCCCACACCACCCAGUCAAGUUAUUAUAUAUAAAUAUAAAAUGCACAUACAAUGAAAAGUAUGAAAAUAGAUGGAUUUGAAAUGAGUUUAUAGCUCACAGUUUUUUCAGGUAUUGUCUUUUAAAGAGAAACAUAUGGGCCAAAUUUGAAUUUGCUUUUAAAACUGCAUUUCGAAAAGGACUGUGAAACUUUGUACGUUGACGUUUCAUGCUGGUUCUUAAUACACUAUAAAUGGCAGCUCUUUGAGAUUAAGACUUGACUAAAACAUUUUUUUUGUACCUGAAUAUUUAAAGCAAAAAACACAAAGCACUUGCGUGUCUUUUAAACAGCAGUUAAUCUACUGCUUCAUUUAUCUGUCAAUAUAGCACAAUAAAAACAAGAAGGGCCCUCAGUAAAAAUCACACACACUGAUAAUUAUCAUAUUUCAUCAACACUGAUUAAUUAUUCCCUGGGAAAUUUGUCAACAUGUUGAAAAAACGUCUAACAUAAGAUAUUUCCUGGAUCCAUCUCCUGAGCUGGAUUUGCACCAAAAUGUAUUGCAUACAUUUAAUAAUUUCCUGAGACAAUAAACAACCAUCCACCAGUGGAAAUCCUUUCAGUAGAGUUUGUGUAAUCCUGCUUAUAAACAAACAAACGAACAGAAAUCUUUCAAAACUAAAGUAUCAGUUUUCUGUCAUUUUGUUAUUUUCUCUUAAAGCUUCUUCAGUUUGUGGUUUAUUGUGAAAUCAUAAUGAAUGUUGAUUGACAGUAUUUAUGUGCAGGAAUGUAAACUUGGCUGUGACACUCAUUCAAUCAAACCAGUGAACGUAACUUUGGAAGUCGUGUGGAAACUAUCUACAGCUUGAUUUCCAUUGGUUCCUUUUCUUCCAAGCAUUUCCAGGUCUCCGUUUUGAACAGUAGUUUUUCUACUCGGACAAUAAGACGAACUGUCUUGCGCUGUAAAACUGCAUGUGAGAAUCCGUCUGUGAAUUGUUUGUGGAAUAGAAUGUGUCUUGCUGCUGCUGCUGUUUUUAGACAUUUCUGAUGCUUGUGUACAAAGUUGUGUCAAUAAAUGAUGAAACCUGCCAGGGAGCGAUCUGAUGUCGACUGCACAUAAGACAUCAGUGCUUCUCCAAGGACCUA